UGCGCGCGGAGCCGCCAUGCUGCGGGCGGUCGGGCUGCUGGGGCUGGUGCUGCCGGGGCUGGCGGCGCUGGAGCCGCUCAGCGUGGGGCUGGCUAUCGGCGUCGCCUCGGCCCUCACCGGUUACCUGUCGCAUCCCAGCUUCUACUGCAGCUACGUGGAGUGCUGCCCCAGCGCCGGGCAGCGUCUCAACGCCACCACGCUGAAGGGGCAGCUGGACACGAAGCUCUUCGGGCAGCACUUGGCCAAGGACGUGGUGCUGAAGGCGGUGAUGGGCUUCAGCAACAACCCCAGCCCCAAGAAGCCGCUGACGCUCUCGCUCCACGGCUGGGCCGGCACCGGCAAGAACUUCCUCAGCCAGAUCCUGGCGGAGAACGUCCACCCCGCCGGCCUGCGCAGCAAGUUCGUCCAUCUUUUCCUGGCCACCCUGCAUUUCCCCCACCACGACCAAGUCAAGCUGUACAAGGAACAAUUGCAGAACUGGAUUCGGGGCAAUGUCAGUGCCUGUCCCCAUUCCAUCUUCAUUUUUGAUGAGAUGGACAAAAUGCAUCCAGGUCUCAUUGAUGCCAUCAAGCCAUUCUUAGACUAUUACGAACAGGUUGAUGGGGUGUCCUACAGGAAAGCCAUCUUCAUCUUCCUCAGCAAUGCAGGUGGUGACUUAAUUAAUAAAGCAACUCUUGACUUCUGGACAAGUGGAAAGCACAGGGAAGAAAUUCAGCUGAAAGACCUGGAGCCCAUGCUAUCUGUAGGAGUCUUCAAUAACAAGAAUAGUGGACUGUGGCACAGCAGCCUCAUCGACAGGAACCUCAUUGACUACUUUGUCCCCUUCCUGCCCCUGGAGCACAAGCAUGUGAAGAUGUGCAUCAGGGCUGAAAUGAUAGCCCGUGGCCAUGCUGUCAAUGAGAAAGUUGUUCAAGCAGUGGCUGAUGAGAUGACGUUCUUCCCAAAAGAGCAGAAAAUCUACUCUGAUAAAGGCUGCAAGACUGUACAGGCCAAGCUGGAUAUCCAUGAAGAUGCUGCAAUGAGAGAUACAAAAGCCAAGGGUUGAUUACCCGUCAGGUCUCCAAAGCACUUUCAGAGCUUUUGCAAAUCUGUGUAUUUGCACUUAAGCUUGUUUACUGUUGCAGGGAAUAUGGUGAAAACACCAGAGUGAGCUCUGUGGGCUUUUUACCGUUUUGGUUUUUUAACUUAACAUCCCAGUGUUCAUCUCUGAACUGUCUGGUAUCCAAAUGUUGCCCCCUUUAUUUUUCUUUUAACCUAUAGAGAAUUUCUGAGCAUGACACACAUAUAGCACUAGAUACAGCCUCUCCUGCUUUAUUCUUCCAAGUGCUGGGAUUAUUAAGUACUUAAUUCCUCUUUCCACAAUAACUAGACUAGAGCAAAGGAAAACGGAGGAAUUCUUCCAGGUGGUCAUGUUCCCUUCCUUGUGCAGGGUCUCGUUCAUGGGCUAGUGAAAUGAAGGGAUGUGUGGUGUGUUCAGGACUAUUAAGUGUCUGCACAGGGUAUUCCCCGAUGAGUUGCAGUAAGAAGAUGGGAUGGCAGAAGGCUCUCUGUCCUUCACAGCAGGUUGUUGCUGUUGUGGCUUAUACAGAUGAGCGUCAGCUAUUCAGGGACAGAAGAGCGACAUUAUGGUUUAUGUCUGAACUGUGGCAUCAUACCACAUCUGCUGCAGUAAUAUGGAAAGUCAUGAUGAGCUCCAGGAAAUCUGUUACUAAAUAGUAGAGAAAGGGUGUGGGGGGAAGUAACUGCUUGCUCCUGUGCUGCUUUGGGGAAAAAGAAAUUCUAAAAGAAAACUUAUAUUCUUCUAACUAAGGGGGCUAAGUGAAUUUGUGUAAUUCCAGGUCUUCCUAAGCAGAGGGACCCAUCUGAGGGAUCUGAGAGUUACAACAUACUAGGCCAGUCGCCUGUUCUUAAUCAGAAAAAUCUCUUAUGAGAAUCUGACUGCUAUAGCUCGUCAGGUUAGUCUGCAUUUGGGCUCCUGGGCCAGAAGUCUGCAAGGUCUUUAGUAGUUCCUCCCAGCUGCAGCCAAUAGACUAGGAGUGGGUAAUGCUACUCUCACCUCGCUUGGAAGACACUUUCAUGGCAGAAGUUAUUUUUAAUAGUGUAUUUUUAUACUGAAGUGUAAGCAACAGCAAUACAAAGCUCUUCCUGGAGAGCCACAGAUAAGGGAGUAUGGGAAAUAGGAGCAAACCUCAGUGGUAAGUAUGUUUUGUGAUAUUUUUUAGCAGUAAAGAAUGUCCGUGUGGAAGGGUGAGUGAUGAGUUAGGAAGCUGGGAAAGAUUGAUUUAACCUUCACCCACUGACAAGGAUUGUGUUGCAAGCUUUAACUCUUUAAUCAUCCAUCACUUGUGGGUCAAAAAUUGUAGUGCAAGUCAGAAGUGCCUAUCACUUGGUUGAUUGUAGUGUGUUUUUUAAACUAGUAAAAGGGUUUGGGCUAUUUUUGUGCUGCAGCAUCUACUUCCUCACUUGUACUUAAGCUUGCUUUAAGAUGUGAUGCAAGACUUAGUGUUGAGAUCUAUAUUAUGUUAACUCAAAUUACAACAGAGAUAUUAACAUUUAUGUUAAACUCUAAAUUAAAAGUGUCAAAUGCUUUUUACAACCCCAUGCAGAGGUUGUCAAAUGCUGGCAAACUUCAAGCUGAUGCAAUCUCCAGAGCCAAAUGCUAGCUAGCCAUUAACCUUGGGACAUUGGACUGUUGCUUUUCGUGUGUGUUUUGUCUAUUAACUGAUUUAUUCAUAGGUGUACAUGCUGCAUCCAGCUUCAGUUACUCCAAACAAAAUACUUGUGCAAUUUCAAAACACUAAGUAUUACUACUGUACUACAGCCCGAAUAAAUUUUAAGUCACUUUUC
This is a messenger RNA of Tyto alba (common barn owl), 2847 nucleotides long. It is a transcript of the gene TOR1B, whose product is annotated as torsin family 1 member B. Bases 17 to 1045 code for a protein of 342 amino acids. Gene Ontology annotation, biological process: nuclear membrane organization; protein localization to nucleus. The transcript is spliced from 5 exons. Gene Ontology annotation, molecular function: ATP hydrolysis activity; kinesin binding; ATP binding. Gene Ontology annotation, cellular component: endoplasmic reticulum lumen; nuclear envelope; endoplasmic reticulum. NCBI's taxonomy places the organism in Eukaryota, Metazoa, Chordata, Aves, Strigiformes, Tytonidae. The record is from RefSeq and is a predicted model, not a curated record.